This is a messenger RNA of Caenorhabditis bovis, 477 nucleotides long. The record is from the annotation of a GenBank genome assembly. NCBI's taxonomy places the organism in Eukaryota, Metazoa, Nematoda, Chromadorea, Rhabditida, Rhabditidae.
AUGCUUCGGUUGCUUUAUGGAUAUCAGUUGGCAACCACUGUCAGCAAUCUAAGAAUGAUCCACGGCAAGGCGCUCAUUUCCACAGUCGACAUGUUGAAAGAAAGAGCCAACGGAUACUUGGCUGAUAACGAUACUGCUCAAGCCUCUGAGGAAUCAUUCCAAAUCUUCAACAAGCUUUGCCGUUUCAUCGUGAAGAAAGCCGAUCAGGCUAAAGAUAUUGUGGCUGGAUGGGGGUCAGCUUAUAAAUUUCGUGUCAAAGGAUGGACACAAAAUGACUUGUCUGUGGAGGAUGUAAAGUUUUCACUGCCGUUCGUUAUUCGAUUCAUUGAUAUUGUCGAUGGAGAUCAGAACGUCAAUCGUGAAAUGGCGACCUAUGUCAAAGAAAAUUUGUACACCAUUAACAUUGAUGAAAUCGCAGCAGAAAUAUAUGAGGAGUCAAACGAUGGAAAGAUCACUCAGCUCCUGCAAAAAACUUGA